ACUGCUGAACAUUAGGUACAUUAUGUUUUAUAUAGAUAUAAACGAAAAAUAGUAUAUAAAAAAUUUGUUGCAGAUAAGAGCAGCCUUCACGUGGUUUACUAUGAUCGAAAACUUGGCAUAUUUCGAAAAUUUGUAAAUAUUUUAGAACAAUUAGAUGGUUUUAGACUAAAAGGAUAUAAAGAGUAUUUAUUUUUGUUUGGUGGAGAAUAUGUGCUUGGUGAAAGAGAAUGGAAUCAUCGUUUCUGGGUAUACGAUUCGAUCAAAGAGACAUGGACAACGAAAUCGAUGAUACCUCCCAGAAAACAUUUUCAAACAUGUAUAGUGGGAUCUAAGGUAUUUAUUUCAGAUGGUAUGAGUGAAUUUUGUGCAGUAUGGGAUCCGACCAUGUUUUGGUAUGACUACAAAACGAACGAAUGGAGCAAAAAAUGCCGCUUUCCAAUACCAUUUAUUGAUCUUGAUAGAUGGCAUAGGUGCUGCAAUUAUUUAGAUACAUUUUUAAUCUUUAGUGUAAGAAAGAAAUGUGCGUUUUUUUUCGAAGAGAAUAUUGGCUGGACGAUGUUGCCCUUGGUAUUCCCGCCCACUCUUGAUCACGAUAUAAAAAAUAUGCUGACUGUGUGCAGAAGGUUGUCGCUUUUUUCAUAUAAGGAUCGACUGUAUUUAAAAGGUAACGGAAUAUUAGAAAUGAAGAUGAUUCGAGAUCGAUUAGAAGUUAUUUCCUUGAAAAGCAUUUCCACUGUUAAAUACGACACAUUAGAAACGACUGUCUGUGACAAUACAGUAUAUACGUUGUACAAAGAACGUACUAUAAACGGCAAUUAUAUGUACACGUUUGAAAAAUUCAACUUAGAUACCCACGAAAUGGAAAUCAUUUUCGACAAACUAAAAGAAGAUACGCUACAAGUAGAAGGUGAAAUUUUUAACUUGGAUCAGUCGCUAAACAUAUUCUCAUUCUCUCACCACAGUUUAUUUGACGAAAACGAAUUAGUGAAUAAAAAUUUAUGA
Messenger RNA from Diabrotica virgifera virgifera (western corn rootworm), 1002 nucleotides. RefSeq lists its product as uncharacterized. The coding region runs from base 286 to 1002 and encodes 238 amino acids. The record is from RefSeq and is a predicted model, not a curated record. Gene Ontology annotation, molecular function: protein binding. The transcript is spliced from 4 exons. NCBI's taxonomy places the organism in Eukaryota, Metazoa, Arthropoda, Insecta, Coleoptera, Chrysomelidae.